AUGCUAGCCAGCCCGGUGGACACAGAGUUCCUGAGCAGCCUGCUGGCGGAAGCCAGCGGAGGAGGAACGGUUGGGUCUGCGUCAGCUGGUCCCGGAUGCACCACUCAACAGUUCGGCAACACAUCCUCCCAGGACGGCCCUGUGCUACCAGAGAUGCUUCUUCCCAACACUCCACUCCCCGUUCUUGACCAAGGGGUGGUGUCGCGCCGGGACGGCUCGACUUCCGCCGCAGGGCUCGCAGCCCAGGACCGGAGCUCAGCCACGACGCCGGCAUCACCCGCGAAGAAUCAAAAUCAUCGUCUUCUUCUUCCUCAUCCUGGAAGUCCCACCGACCUCCCGACGCCUUCGGACCUUCCGGAUGUGAUAACGCCAUGGGCCAGGUCGCCGUCAAUCAAGUUAGAAUCCUACACUCCAACAUCGUCCGCGUCGUUGCGACUGCCUUCACAAGGGAAUCACCAAUAUCUCACUUUUCCUCGACCUGCAGAAGUACAGGGUCAAUACCCAUCGCUUGCACUGACGUUCAACUACGAGGACUGGGGUUGCAGCGACCAUGAGAUGUUUGCUGCCGAUAGUACAAGCUCGCCUCCUUUGACGAUAAACACUGGCUUUAUAGUCGACAAACGUAGCCAACAGCCACAGCUACAACAACACACCACGACCGACCUCGCCACUUCCAACCAUUCUUCCUACUGGUCAAAUCAAAUACCGGUAUUUGGACAGGAAAUCACACACCAGCAGCACUCACCGGUCUGGCAAUCGUCGGGCCUGGAUGGUGUGGAUGUCAUAUCGCAACGGUCCUCGCCACUAUCGCCAUACUUUGGGCCCCCAACACCAGCCUCGCCGAGCGGGUUCCCGCUGCCGACUGGCCUGAUGCCAACCUCUUAUCCCAGCAGUGGACUCGAGGAUCAUGCCGCAGCCGGGUACAACGUCGGUGGCAACAACAAUAGCAUCGACACCAGCAAUAGUAGUAACAGAUUUCUGGACCAGGGUGGCGUCAUCUACUCAAGCCAGCAACAGCAACAAAACCAGCAGCAGCAGCAAGUAGCAGCAGCUCUUGUGGCACCUCCUCCUCAUCCUCCACCACAAAGCCAGCACACCACAUUGCAGGGUUACCUGCAGCAUCCCAACCAGCCGCAGGAGACUCUGGUGGGCAACUUCCCGACCUUGCCGUCCAACCGAUUCCUCACCGGCCCGAGCUCGAACCACGGAGAUGGUGCCGCUAGAGAUGUAUACAAUGGCCAGCAAGGGCAACAUAAUAGCCAAGUCCCGCAUCUUGAAGGAUGCAAUGAAGAGGAGGAUAGCCAGGAUGACGAACCAGUUGUCAACGAGGAUGAAGAGGAGCAGAGCGAGCAGCCCUAUGCAAAGCUUUUAUGGAAGGCUUUCAUGUCAUCCCCCGAGCGCAGCAUGACCCUGCAGGAGGUCUACAAGUGGUUUAUCAAGAAUACGGACAAGGUCAACUCCAAAGGUUGGCAAAACAGUAUCAGGCAUAAUUUGAGCAUGAACCAUGCAUUCACAAAGAUAAAUCCACGCCUUGAAAAGAACUUGCCAGCCGGAUCAAGCACAGAAAAUCUGGUUGAUGAAGACAACCAGAGCAAGUCUGGAGCAACAACCCCUUCAACGGCCAAAAAGUCGGCGGUAUGGUACCUGCAAACCUGGGCAAUUGAGAACGGAGUGCAGUCCACUACAAGGUACCGCAACAAGACACAGUCCUGUUCUCGUUCUGGCGGUGGCAGCGGCGGCGGCUCAAAAGGGGCCGACGGUGGCACAGGUCAACAAAAACAACAAAAUAGUGGCAGACCAUCACCAUCUCCGAUGGCUAUUCAAAAUUUCAAGCCGGUAAUCGGCGGCUCCCGACGUAGCAACCGCACCUCUUCUGCGCGCUGGCCCCGAUAUUCUGACCGCAUGCAUCCCUACCGCAUAAUUCCACACCACUCUGUCCAGCAGCAGCUCGAGGCAAGGAUCUCGCCCAAUCCGGUCAUGAGAUCUCUGCAUUCGUCUCCGUCGGCCAUGGGCUUGCGGAACCAGCAUCACCCAGUCAUGAUUGCACCACAACAGCAGCAGUAUGCGAGGGACCAGUGGCAGUUUACUCAGCACCAGCAUCAACAUCAACAGCCAAGUAGUAUGGCCGAUCCCACUGGCGACAUGAUGUACAGAGGCCCACCUUUUUGCUAUACCCAACAACAACAACAACAGCACCACCACCACUUGGACAAUAUUUACCCCAUCUCGGGACUAACAGUCAGGACCGAACCGCUGAUGACGACCCACCGGCCGACACCGUCGUAUGAUUUGUCGACCAGCCACCAUCGGUCGGCAGCACACGAAGUAACCCCACAGCAUCAGCACCAGCAGAUGCUGCCGUCGUCAGCACCUACCGCAUAUUACCUCCAGGGGGUGUAUGAUGAUGAUGAUGAUGAUGAUGAUGAUGAUGAAGAAGAAGAAGCAUUCCACCCCCAAAGGCAGAGGAAUGAUUAUCAGCACCACCAGCAAGUCUUGCCUGAGAUCAAGAUGGAGGAUGUUGCUGCCAGUGUCAUGACCCAUCGGCAGCCAUUUCCAAACCGGGAAAUCACUGCCGCUGCUGCUAUCACUACUACCACUGCGGCUACUACGCCCGCUGAUGUGGAGUCGAAAUUGUCUCCACGGCGGACGAGCACUGGGGGUCUUGGGGUGGGUGUAUUUUCAUCCCAUUGA
This is a messenger RNA of Pyricularia grisea, 2691 nucleotides long. RefSeq lists its product as uncharacterized. The coding region runs from base 1 to 2691 and encodes 896 amino acids. Lineage: Eukaryota; Fungi; Ascomycota; Sordariomycetes; Magnaporthales; Pyriculariaceae. The transcript is spliced from 2 exons. The record is from RefSeq and is a predicted model, not a curated record. Gene Ontology annotation, biological process: regulation of transcription by RNA polymerase II. Gene Ontology annotation, molecular function: DNA-binding transcription factor activity, RNA polymerase II-specific; RNA polymerase II cis-regulatory region sequence-specific DNA binding.